AUGGCGGCGGCGGCGACGGCGGCGGCGGCCGCGGUGGCUGCGGGCCUGUGCCUGGGGCAGACGGCGACGGCGCGCCUCAACCAGCAGCGGGCGGCGCUGGGCGGCGGCGGCGGGGGCGGCGGCAGCGUGUCCGCGCGGGCGGUGGCGGCGACGACGGCGCUCACCGCGGGCCUCGUGGCAGACGCGCGCCCGCCCAGGGGCGGCGCGGCGGGCGGCGCGGCGGGCGUCAUGGCGGGCGGCGACCAGGUGGCGGUGUGGGAGGUGCCGCUGCAGGACGGGCUGCACCGCAUCGAGUUCGAGCACGGCACCACCUCGGGCAAGCGCGUGCUGCGGGUCGACGGCAGCGAGAUCCUUCGCCGCGACUGGAUGUUCAAGCUGGUGGGCGACGAGGAGUUCGCGGUGGGCGGCGCGCGCUGCGUGCUGCGCGUGGAGCCGAUUAUUAAAGGGUAUGAAUCCCUGAGCAUUUCCCCAGAAAUACAGCACUGGUAA
Messenger RNA from Gryllus bimaculatus (two-spotted cricket), 489 nucleotides. Lineage: Eukaryota; Metazoa; Arthropoda; Insecta; Orthoptera; Gryllidae. The record is from the annotation of a GenBank genome assembly.